This is a messenger RNA of Phycodurus eques (leafy seadragon), 757 nucleotides long. Its product is annotated as ubiquitin carboxyl-terminal hydrolase 51. Gene Ontology annotation, molecular function: protein binding. The record is from RefSeq and is a predicted model, not a curated record. The transcript has 5 exons. Bases 90 to 707 code for a protein of 205 amino acids. NCBI's taxonomy places the organism in Eukaryota, Metazoa, Chordata, Actinopteri, Syngnathiformes, Syngnathidae.
CUGCAGCGGAUUAGCGGGGCGGGUGUUUUAAUUUGCGCUGUGCGACACUGUCUGCGCAGCGCCAGUCUGACGCCAGCCGCCUCAGGGAGAUGCAGCGCAUCUACAUGCACAGCCACCACGAGCAUUUGGAGGUGUUCACCACCGUGCUUGCGCCGCAAGGCCGACAUCCAUGCCGAGGAAACGACGACAAGAUGGUGGUGGUGCACAGCUACAGCCCCCACUGGCCCGACGAGCUGGAGCUGUCUGCCGGUGACGUCAUCGUGGUUCUGUCCCAGGACUGUUCGGGUCGCUGGUUCGGACGCCUGCAGGACGGCCAGCAGGGUUACUUCCCCGCCUCCUGCGUCCUGGAGCUCGGCCAGGAAAACCUUGCGCCCAAAGCUCGUAUGAGGAGGAGAAGUUCGUCCCAAAGAGCCGCGUCGUCCUCGGGCGGUGACGGAGGGUGCGUACGGCGCAACAGUGCGAGUGGUCACGUUCUACAGGCUCUCCGGAGGAGGAGCCCUUCAGGAGGAGAAGCCGGCCCGGACGCAGGCCGGGACCCCAGCCCGGCCCCUCCGCGGAGACCCCCGCCGGCCCCCCAGGAACCCGGCAGCCCCCACGGCACCCCUCAGAUGCAACGCUCCCCGGGCCUGCUGCACAGGAUCCUGUCCAGGUGCCGCAGGAGGAGCGAAUGUCAGGGAGCCACCAACGGGGCCUUUGAGGGGGACUAAAGGGAGCCCCCUUGAAUAGAGCUCCACACGCCCAUAUUUGGAGUUCCCCA